AUGACUCCUCUGGAUCUGAAGACUGAGACCAUCAAGGUGGAUCUCAAACGCCUGGCCACAGACAUCACCUACGGAAAACAGCUCUCCCAAGGAAAAGGCUUUCGUAUCUACGAUGACUCCUUUUCCAAGCUUCUUGGAUCCAAUCCUAGCAUCACUCAAGUCCAAAGCCGAGAUUAUCAGUUUGCACAUGAGGCAGGCGUGUACAUCAAGUCAACCAACCGCGUCUACUUUACCGCAAACUUCCAGACUUGCGACCCCAUCGCGUUGUACUCUGUAGACGCCUCUUCCCUCAAAGUCGCAGACGAUGAUUUCAGCGGUAUAGUUCAAGCAAACGGCGCCUGCAACUACAAAGACAAAAUCCUCUAUUGCUGUCAAGGCGACAAGACCAAUCCCUCGGGCUUGGUGCUUGUAGACCCAAUCUCCAAAACCUCAGAAACCCUCAUCAACAAUUUCCAAGGCCGCCCUUUCAACAGCGUAAACGAUGUAAUAAUCCACCACGCCAACGACGAAAUCUGGUUUACAGAUCCUACCUACGGGUAUGAACAAGCCUUCCGCCCAUCCCCCGACUUGCCGUCUCAAAUCUACCGGUUCAACCCACGAACAAACCAAAUCUGGUGUGUUGCAGAUGGGUUCGUGCAAUGUAAUGGACUUUGCUUUUCUCCCGACUACAAGAAAAUGUAUGUUACGGAUACGGGAGCAUGUCAAGCGCACACCGGCCCCAAAGACGGCCACAACUUUUCCAUGAACCCGAGGUUACCAGCUACAAUCUACGUCUACGACGUCCUCGAAAACGGCACGCAGCUUGGCAAUCGCAAAACCUUUGCCUACUGUGACAAUGGUGUUCCUGAUGGAAUCAAAUGCGACGAAGAAGGAAAUGUGUAUUCGGGAUGUGGGGAUGGAGUGCAUGUGUGGAAUGCGCAAGGAACUUUGAUUGGAAAGAUUGUUACGGGAGGUUGUGUGGCUAAUUUCUGCUUUUCGAAGGAGGGCAUGUGGAUGUUUGGGGAAGAGGAGUUGUAUCUUUGUAGGUUGGGUGCUAAGGGGGCUUUGGUGGGUAUUGAGUGUGAGUAG
Messenger RNA from Aureobasidium melanogenum CBS 110374, 1068 nucleotides. Its product is annotated as calcium-dependent phosphotriesterase. The record is from RefSeq and is a predicted model, not a curated record. The transcript has a single exon. NCBI's taxonomy places the organism in Eukaryota, Fungi, Ascomycota, Dothideomycetes, Dothideales, Saccotheciaceae. Bases 1 to 1068 code for a protein of 355 amino acids.